This is a messenger RNA of Bathycoccus prasinos, 690 nucleotides long. RefSeq lists its product with no specific name. NCBI's taxonomy places the organism in Eukaryota, Viridiplantae, Chlorophyta, Mamiellophyceae, Mamiellales, Bathycoccaceae. The coding region runs from base 1 to 690 and encodes 229 amino acids. Gene Ontology annotation, biological process: translation. Gene Ontology annotation, molecular function: structural constituent of ribosome. The transcript has a single exon. Gene Ontology annotation, cellular component: cytosolic large ribosomal subunit; ribosome. The record is from RefSeq and is a predicted model, not a curated record.
AUGUUUUCUUUUCUCUUUCAGGCGUCCGCGUUCGCUCGCGGCGAGAGUAUAAAAGCCUUCAAACCUAGCAGCAGUAGUAGAAGACACCAAAAACAAGCCGCCUCUUUUGUCGUUCACGCGGCGGCGUCCGGGGAAGCCGAGCGGUUGCGCUUACACAACUUGAGCCCGUUGCCGGGGUCGAGAAGAAAACCGAUUCGCAAAGGUCGCGGUUACGGCGCCGGCCAAGGCGGGACGUGCGGGUAUGGCAUGAGAGGUCAAAAAGCGAGAGGUGGUAGAGGCACUAGACCGGGUUUUGAAGGCGGUCAAACGCCAAUGUACAGAAGGUUUCCAAAAUUGAAGGGCAUUGCCGGCGGCAUGAGCGCCGGGAAGCCGAAAUUCGUGACGGUGAACGUUUCCGAUUUGGCGCAAGCGUUGGCGGAUUCUAAGAUCAGCGCGGGCCAAGACGUCGAUUUGGACACGUUGAAGUCGGUUGGUUUGAUCAAAGCGACGGGUUACUACAGAAACUUGCCGUUGAAGGUGUUGGGCGACGGGGAGCUUUCGCAAGGCUUGAAAGUCAAGGCGGCUGCGUUUUCAGCCUCCGCGAGCGAAAAGUUAGCCGGCGCCGGCGGGGAGGCCAUUCUCGUCCAAGGGAAAAAACCAAAGUGGAGUCGGGAAGCGCACGAAGCCGCGCAGGCGGCUGCUGCCAAGUAA